AUGGGGAUUCCCCUUAAUCUUCCCAUCAUGAAGAUCUUUGGCCAACUCCUCCUCCUCCUCUCCAUCCUCGCCUCCUCUUAUUCAUACGCUCUCACCGACGCCGAAGCCGCCUUCAUUGCCCGUCGACAACUCCUCAGCCUCUCUAAGAAUGUCGACCUCCCCGACGACUUCGAAUUCGACGUCAAGGUCGGGUUCGAAUUCGCUAGCCCGCGCAUUCGACGUGCCUACAUUGCCCUUCAAGCUUGGAGACACGCCAUGUACUCCGACCCCUCCAACAUCACCGGAAAUUGGGUCGGCCCCAGCGUGUGCAACUACAACGGCGUGUUCUGUGCCAAAGCACUCGAUGACCCUUCUCUCGACGUCGUCGCCGGCAUCGACAUCAAUGGCGCAGACAUCGCAGGCUAUCUACCAAACGAGCUCGGUCUGCUCACCGACAUGGCACUCUUCCACAUCAACUCCAACAGGUUUUGUGGGAUCAUCCCCAAGAGCUUCUCGCGGCUAGUGCUCCUCUACGAGAUCGAUGUCAGCAACAACCGCUUUGUGGGGCCAUUUCCCAUGGUGCUUGUUGGCCUACCAUCCUUGCGGUACCUUGAUCUCCGCUACAAUGACUUCGAGGGCCCUUUGCCGUCGGAGCUCUUCGACAAGAAUCUCGACGUCGUCGUCUUAAACAACAAUAGGUUCACCUCAGGCAUCCCUGAGAAUUUCGGCAAUUCGACUGCGUCGGUCAUUGUUUUGGCCAACAACAAUCUCGGCGGGUGCAUUCCCAGUAGCGCCGGGAGGAUGGGAACCACACUCAAUGAGUUGGUGUUGUUGAACAAUGGGCUCGUCGGCUGCUUGCCGUCGGAGAUCGGGCUCCUCGGCAAUGUCACCGUGCUCGAUGCGAGCUGGAAUUCGUUGGUCGGCAUGCUUCCGACGAGCUUUACCGGAUUGAGUAAAGUGGAACAAUUGGAUCUGUCCAACAAUGUCCUCACUGGGGCGGUGACCAAGAAUGUUUGUGGCUUGUCUAGCCUUGCUAAUUUUACAUUCUCUAACAACUAUUUUAGUGUGGAAGACGCUGAGUGCGUGCCGUCGUUGAAGAAAUCUGAUGUCUCGUUUGAUGAUCAAGGCAAUUGUCUGGAGAAUAGGCCGGGGCAGAAGCAGGGGAAGGUAUGUUUGCCUGUGGUCAGCCACCCAGUGAAUUGUAGCAAACAAAAUUGUGGAUCUUCUCCCGGCUCUUCUUCGACUCCGUCGCCAUCAGUGGCAGCUCCGGCUCCGAAGGCAACCACACCAAAAUUACCGAAAUUGACACCGAUAUCUCCGGCGUCGCCUUCAAAGAAUCCGAAGACGCCACCGACUCCCCAACCGUCACCUGGACAGGAAACACCAACACCUUCAAAGCCAUCGUCAAAGCCAGUGACACCAUCAUCUCCAAGACCAUCAACACCGGACUCUUCACAACAACCAUCACCGAAGCCUGUGACACCAUCAUCUCCAAGACCAUCAACACCAGAUUCUUCGCAACAACCAUCACCGAGGCCUGAAAAAGCAUCAUCCACGUCGCCUCCUGAGAGCUCUCAUGAAUCAACCCAAACUCCUCCACCAUCAUCUCCAUCUUCAAUGGCGUCACCGCCGAAACAGGUACCGCAUGAUCAAUCACCGGUGCAAAGAUUCCGUGCACCGCCUCCUCCUAGAUCGACAUCAGAGGCGCCGACGCCAAUGCCCUCACCGCAAACGCCACAGGAAGCAAAGAGCACGCCGCCACAAUCAUCUCACUCGCAAACAACUCCGGUUAACUCUCCACCGAUACCGAUGGUAAAUUCACCUCCUAUAACAUCACCACCUCCACCUCCUGAAGUGCAAACUCCACCGUCGAAAAUGGAUUCAUCGCCGUCUCCUUCGGUACAAUCCUCUCCACCAAUCGUUCAAUCAACACCACCACCAGCUCCGUUACAAUUUUCUCCACCUCCACCAGUCAGUAAAUCUCCACCUCCAGUAGCAAAUACACCCCCACCGACAGUGGAUUCACCACCAUCUCCUUCAGUGCAAUUAUCUCAAUCACCACCACAGACUUUGUUGCAGUCUCCUCCACCACCAUUGCGCUCCCCGCCUCCUCCAACACAAUCUUCUCCACCGCCUCCUGUACAAUCUCCCCCUCCUCCAGUGUAUUCACCACCACCACCACCGGUGCAAUCCCCUCCACCACCAAUGUACUCACCACCUCCUCCACCUCCAGUCCAAUCACCACCACCACCAACACAAUCUCCUCCGCCUCCAGUCCAAUCUCCACCUCCGCCAUCACCAACACAAUCUCCUCCACCACCAGUCCAAUCGCCACCUCCGCCAUCACCAGCACAAUCCCCACCACCACCCGUUUACUCACCACCACCAACACCAGUAUAUUCUCCUCCACCACCAGCAACGUAUCCACCCCCACCUCCAACCUCCUCCUCCACAUCAUCACCACCACCACCACCACCAACAACAACAACAACUUCAUCUCUUUCUCCUCCUUCAACAGAAACCCCAGAAACCCCAGAGCAGUUCAAUAUCUUGCCUCCGGUUGGUGGGUUGAGCUACGCAUCACCACCCCCACCAAUCUUCAAAGGCUACUAAAUUUAAAUAUCAACACUUUCAUGUA
This is a messenger RNA of Zingiber officinale, 2617 nucleotides long. RefSeq names its product pollen-specific leucine-rich repeat extensin-like protein 1. The transcript has a single exon. Gene Ontology annotation, molecular function: protein binding. The coding region runs from base 1 to 2592 and encodes 863 amino acids. NCBI's taxonomy places the organism in Eukaryota, Viridiplantae, Streptophyta, Magnoliopsida, Zingiberales, Zingiberaceae. The record is from RefSeq and is a predicted model, not a curated record.